AUGGAGUUCGCCGCGCCGUACUCGACGGCGGCUGCGGGCUGUGGGGCGGCCGGGCAAUACCACGGCUCCGAGGAACGGGAGGGCCGGGGGCCGGACGGGGCGCGCUCCGACCGCGAGAGGGCGCGCCGCCUGUGGGAAGCCGCGUCCAGUGCGCAGCCCGUGGGGAGGGAGGAAGUGGAGCACAUGAUCCAGAAGAACCAGUGUCUCUUCACCAACACACAGUGUAAGGUCUGCUGCGCCUUGCUGAUCUCUGAGUCCCAGAAGCUGGCCCACUACCAGAGCAAAAAACAUGCCAACAAAGUGAAGAGAUACCUAGCAAUCCAUGGAAUGGAGACAUUAAAAGGGGAAACGAAGAGGCUAGACUCAGAUCAGAAGAGCAGCAGAAGCAAAGACAAGAACCAGUGCUGCCCCAUCUGUAACAUGACCUUUUCCUCCCCUGUUGUGGCCCAGUCGCACUACCUGGGGAAGACCCACGCAAAGAACUUAAAGCUGAAGCAGCAAUCCACUAAGGUGGAAGCUCUGUCGAAACGCCUUAUAAAUCCUUUCCUUGUGGCCUCCACCUUAGCCUUGCACCAGAGUAGAGAGAUGAUAGACCCAGACAAGUUCUGCGGCCUCUGCCAUGCCACCUUCAACGACCCUGCCAUGGCUCAGCAACACUAUGUGGGCAAGAAACACAGGAAGCAGGAGACCAAGCUCAAACUCAUGGCACACUACGGGCGUCUGGCAGACCCUGCCGUCAGCGACUUAACAGCCGGGAAAGGCUACCCCUGCAAGACGUGUAAGAUAGUCCUGAACUCCAUUGAACAAUACCAGGCUCACGUCAGCGGCUUCAAACAUAAGAACCAAUCACCAAAAACAGCAGUGUUGCCCUUGGGCCAGAUUCCAGCACAGAGGCAACCCAUUCCAAAGGACUCCGAAAGCACCCUGGAUGCCUAGAGGUGUUUCUGCCCAGCUCCCAUGGGAAGCAGCUUCCUGUGACUGUGGUGGGCCCU
Molecule: messenger RNA, 992 nt
Organism: Perognathus longimembris pacificus (Pacific pocket mouse)
Lineage: Eukaryota; Metazoa; Chordata; Mammalia; Rodentia; Heteromyidae
Gene: Znf346
Product: zinc finger protein 346
Exons: 7
Coding region: 1-936 (311 amino acids)
Molecular function (GO): zinc ion binding; double-stranded RNA binding
Source: RefSeq, a predicted model, not a curated record